Aegilops tauschii subsp. strangulata is the source of this 1462-nucleotide messenger RNA. RefSeq names its product putative F-box protein At3g52320. Lineage: Eukaryota; Viridiplantae; Streptophyta; Magnoliopsida; Poales; Poaceae. The record is from RefSeq and is a predicted model, not a curated record. Gene Ontology annotation, molecular function: protein binding.
AAUACUCGGGCUAGGGUUUUCAUUACCGCUUGGGCCGAUGCUGAUCCCGGCCGGGCGCCGCCGCUGAUCCCGUCUCCACUCUCCUCAACUCCACCAAAACCACCAGGCCGAUGCUCCUCCGUUCUGGGCGGCGCCUGGCCGCCCAGGAAGAACCGGGGCGGACGGCCCCGCCGAGGAGGAGAAGCAGGGCAAGGUCGGACCGGCUCGCCGUCAUCCCCGAUGAGAUCCUGCAGCAGGAGAUCCUGCCCCGCCUCCCGGCCAAGUCCGUGCUCCGCUUCCGCGCCGUCUGCCGGUCCUGGCGCAGCCUCGCGUCCGACCCCGCCUUCCUCCUCGACCACCACCGCCGCCAGCCGGCGCUUCCCCUGAUCAGGUCCUGCCGGAUCUCCGGCCGCGGCCUCGAAUCCGGCCUCAACGCCAUCCACCUCCGGUCCGCCAAGCUCGGCCCCUCUUUGCAGUUCCCAUUCCGCGGCUCUUUCGGCGUCGCCGCCUCCUGCGACGGCCUUUUCGUCGUCGGCAGCUACAUCAUCUGCAAUCCGGCCACGCGCGAGUGGGCUGCCCUCCGGCAGGACAGGAAGCCCAUAGAGAAUCUCUUCGCCCUCUUCCAGCACCAACCUUCAGGGGAGAUCCGCGUCAUGUACUGGAAAAACAACUCCACAGAGUUGAUCUGUCGGCAGGAGUAUUACGUCCUCACGGUGGGAACCAACAAUUCAUGGCUCGUCGAUUGUCCGCUAACCGAGGUGUUGGCCGAGGAACCAUCCAUCUUUGGUGCGCCGGUCCUCCUCAAUGGCAGCCUGCACAUACACUGGAGGAGACGGUCAGGUCUUCGCUACCACAGGAUACGGGUGUUCGACACAGUGGCAGAGACGUCACGGCAGAUGACUCCGCCGCCUGUGAACCCCCGCCAUGUUAUGCACUUGCUUGACCUGGGUGGCAAGCUUGCUGCGUCCACCAGCAAGGAUGGCAUGACUGAGAUGUCCAUCUUUGCGCUUCAGGACCCUGAGCAUGAUGUCUGGGCAUUCCAGUACCGGAUCAAACUGCCGGUGAUGGAAAUCAGGCGCUUCCAGAAGCAAGGUGAUUGGUGGGCAAAGGUUGUCUCCGAGGAGGGGGACGUGCUUGUCAGCUGCUAUGGCCAUCUCCUGCAGUAUGACAAGAAGGGUAAUUUGGUAGCUAAGUUCAAGUAUGAUGAUGACAUGCCGGUGGUCAUUCCUCACAGGUUCAAAGAGAGUCUUAUCCAGCAUACAUUUUUCCAAAAGACAAAGAAGAAGAAUUGAUUCGUACCCUCUCCUGGAUAUCUGAUUUCGCGCCAUGUUAAAUCUAUGCGAUGCUGGAGUACCUCAAUUGGUGCACAUAUGUCUAUAGGAGAUGAGAAGGUUGAUCCGUAUGUUCACCUGCCCCAACUUGCUUGGGACAAAAGGCUUUGUUGUUGUUGUUGUCGUUGUCGUUCUUGUGGUUGUUCUUGUCA